Molecule: messenger RNA, 2938 nt
Organism: Labrus bergylta (ballan wrasse)
Lineage: Eukaryota; Metazoa; Chordata; Actinopteri; Labriformes; Labridae
Source: RefSeq, a predicted model, not a curated record
UUUUUUUUUUUACAACUAUAGUCAAGAAAAAACAUAUUAAUGGACACAUAGAGGAAAAAACAGGCCCUAACACUAGAUAGAAAAAAAUCCUCAGUAAUGACUGGGGCAGUAAGAGCUCAAAACUCCUGGGCAGCUUGAACAGCAACAUUGCACCUCCUAUGACUUGACCAAAGAAGUAAAAACAAAUAUAAAUAAAAAUAUAUAUGUUCAUAUUAGUCCUGAUGGUGUGAUGUUUAGAGACUUUUGUCUUUCUUAGCAACUCACGGACUCUUUAAUCCAGGUAAGCUCAUGAUGCUUCUUUAAAUCCAUCCAAGCUGUUGUGUGCCUAUACUUAACAGCCCUACCCAGCAAAUGUGGGUCAAAAGAUGCACAGUGAAGGAACCCAGUAGCUGCUAGUGCAGUUGGAAUCUUCAAGUGGUUAUAUAUUUACAGUAAAUGUUUUUAUAGAGGGCUUAGGUGGACUAAAACUUAACUGGAUAAGAGCCGGAAGAAGUAAGACGUUUUGAGGACUCAUUAAGAAUAUGGAACUCCACCAAGGCCUCAUGGAGAGUGAUUGGAGCCGGCAUUUCAGCAACCAGCCACCAGUGGAGUGUGACACAAGUUCAAACCUUCAUCUUCUCUUCAGUGAGUUGAAAAGCAGCUCUGGGAGGCAGGAUGGGAGCUCAGAUCCAUACAGCCGCAUCUGGACCCUCACUGAGCAACCAAGAAUCACAAGUUGUAACAAUCACUCGUAUUCCAUGGAUGCUAGGUUAAGACUAAAUAACUUGAAGGCAGGGUGUAAUUCAUUGCUGCCUUUUCCAGCCGUGGACGGGAUAUUGUACAACUAUAAUUGUCAAAAAGACCUUUGGAAGAAGGACGAUCCAGAGGAAGAAGAGUCUGCCUUGGAUUUGGUAGAGCUCCUUGAUGUAGAGGAGGAUGUGAAUGAUGAAGAGAGCUGUUUUCCCCACAGGUUAUAUGAGUCUCCAAAGAAGCCAGUGUUUGAGGAGAAGACUGAGUCUGCUCUCACAUGGUGUCGACAAGUCCUGGAUAACCCCAGUCCUGAGGUGGAGGCAGCAUGUCGCCAACUGCUAAAUAGACUGGAUGAAAGAUCAGGCAGCCACUCCUACAGACGUCCUGCAGUUCUCCCACAUACUGGGGAUGUGACUGUGGGCACCUCUUCGGAUAAAACACCUGACAGCUCAACAACAAAUCCCUCUGAUGUUUUAGAUAUCAAUGAGCUGAGCAUCUCCAAUGACUUCACAACCACAAGCUACAGACUGCGCAACAUCACAGAUGUGCCAAUGGCUCGUUUACAGGAAGCCAGUUUAAGACAGGACUUUGUUUCCACGCCAGCCACUGCUCUAAGAAGAAGCCCUGAGUCAACAGUGAUGUCUCCAUCCUAUUCUAACACCACCUUCGAAAAUAGUGAUGACUUCACUCCAGGAAGUCAAGCCGAGGCUUCCUCUUCCUCUUGCUGGCUACCCAGUCUGCUGUCGCUGAGCUCAUCCCCGUGUCAGUCCCCAGCAUCAGGAGGCAAACAGGGCUGUCAAAGUCCAAAACUGGCCAGACUUCAACAGCAAGUCACCCAGUUCAAGCUGCUAAAGCUUGCUCAGAAUCAAGCAACAUCAGGCAGAACCAGGUCACCUCUGCAGACCAGCCUCCGCUCUCUCCAGGCUGUGAGGAACAGCCGAAGUUUAGACACAGACGGCUGUGGACCUGCUGAUCAAGACAGUCAUCCAACAUCAGGUUCACCACCUGCCAUAACGGGCUCAGGUUUCUGGUCCCCAUCACGUUCUGGAGCACAGAAGAACUCCAGUGGCUCAGUGCACUCAGGGGUGGACGUCUCAGCUCGGAUGAAGAAGCUGCAGAGGUCUCAGUCUGCCAGCCCCUGCAGGAUCCCUCACUCCGCCAAGGGAUACCUGUCGUUCAGUGGACGUGUUUUUGCCUCACCCGAGAGGUCAGCCUCUUUGGCGUGGGGCAGAAAUGUUCCAUCUAGUCGAAGGUGAAAGUUUUUACAAGUUGAUUACCUCGACGGUGAUGUAACAUUAAAGUAGGAUUUAAACAUCAAGACAUUUUUUUGGUAUUAAACUACUUUAACAGUAUGUAUUAAUAUUUACGUUCUAUGGUUUUAUCCUAUAAGGAGUGUAGGAUUUUGAAGGAAUUCAUGAAGUCGUUCUGAAAAUUAUGUUGGUGAUGGUUGGUGACACAGAUUUCCCGGCAGUUUUUUCAAAAUUACAAAGACAGACAGAGCUUUGCUGUUUGACAACGAACCUCAAUCACUUGUACUAUUAUAGCUGUUAAAUGAUUGAAAUGUUCAGUUUAUUCUUGUUGGUACAACAGAAAAGGAAAGUCAAAAGAUAAUGGUGACAGGUUUGAGGCCUGGUUUAUCAGGACUUAGCGUUAGUUUAAAAUUCAAGUCAAAAGUUUGAGUUUACAGUUUUUAAGUUUGACUGAAACUCUCAAUUGUUUAAUUUAAGCAGAGGUGAUUCAAAAGGAAACAACUUGCAGCCUGUUGAAGUACCGGUAUGUGUUAAUGAUGUCAGAUCAGACAGGUAUUACGAGGUUAACUGGUUAUCAGAAAUAUCUCUUAAGUCUUGUCUGAAAUUGAUAGUGAGUCGUGAAGUGAUGCUAAUUGGUGGUUGGUGUAAUAUGAUCAACUGUCAUUUAAAAAAAAUAGGGGAACAAUAUGGAUAUGUUAGAAACAUUGUACCUUGAAUACAAAUCUCUACACCAUGAGUCUAGCCUAUUAUUUUUUAUUGCAGUUUUAAGUGUUUUCCUAAAUCGUUUUUUAAUCCAACUCUACUUUCCAAAGAGCAGAUCAACAGUUGUCGUGUCAUUAUCCUGAAAUCAUCUUCUGAGGUGACCAUGAAUGCUGAAGCAUGUUGUCCAAUGCAACUUUUACAAUGUUCUUUCUUUAAUUCUUAGCAAAUCUAUUAAACUUCUGUUCAGCUCUGUUUGA